AUGAUUGAGCUUGGAUUGACCCGUGUCUCGCGUCUCCUCCAGCAGACCCCGCUGUCGUGGAAGGCCAUCCAUAUUGCCGGCACCAAUGGUAAAGGCUCGAUCAGCGCCUAUCUGUCUCAUUUACUGGCUGCUGGUGGAGUUCGCUGUGGCCGUUUUACGUCUCCGCAUCUAAUUGAUCGGUGGGAUUGCAUUACAAUUGGCGGAAGUGUGGUUCAGGAAUCGCUCUUCCGACAAAUCGAAGACCAAGUGAAGCUACGAGACCGAACGUUGGGCAUUGGGGCUUCCGAGUUCGAAGUAUUGACUGCAACCGCGUUCGAGAUAUUCAACCAUGAACGAAUCGAGGUCGGAGUGGUUGAAGUGGGCAUGGGCGGCCGUCUGGACGCUACAAAUAUUCUGAACAAUGUUCUCGUGUCAGUCAUCGCCAAGAUUGGGAUGGAUCAUCAAGCGUUUCUUGGGUCUACCAUCCAGGAGAUCGCUGGCGAGAAGGCGGGGAUCUUAAAGCCGGGAGUUCCCUGCGUCGUGGAUGGCACCAACACUCCGGCGGUAAUCGAGACGUUGACGAGUCGUAUCCAAGAGCUCGGUAUUGCCGCCAGUUUUGUCUCCCCGGAAAAUGCUGAUGAUCAACUUCCACCGCUCUCACGGGCGUUCCACACGCUUGACCUUGAACCCCACCAGCAGGAGAAUUUGUGUUGCGCAGUGUCAGCGCUCCGCUUGGCGUUGUCUAAGUUACGUCCCGAGAAGGAUGUGUUCUCUCUGCUUCCUCAUAUUGCCGAUGUUACGUGGCCGGGCCGUCUACAUAAUAUCAAUAUUCAGCCACUGGUUGAUCGCGCGGAGCCUGUCCUGCUUGAUGGUGCGCACAAUGUACAGUCGGCCGAAGUGCUUGGCAGGUAUGUUGACCACAGGCUGCGCCCACGGGGUGGUCCUGUGACUUGGGUUCUGGCCGCAUCAAGCGGCAAAGAUCUUGCUGGGGUCUUCGCAUCCAUCAUUCGGCCUGGUGAUAAUGUCGCGACGGCAGAGUUUGGGCCUGUGGACGGGAUGCCCUGGGUCAAACCAACCAAUGCCGCCGAGCUCGCUUCGUCGGUCCGAUCGAUUCAGGGAAUCGGCCAGGUGGAGAGCUUCGAGGGCGAUCUAAUUCCUGCGAUCAACUGGGCCAGCCAAACGGCCCGAGGCAAGUCUCUGGUCAUAGCUGGCAGCCUAUACCUGGUUUCAGAUGUUCUCCGUCUGCUUCGCAAUGUACAGCAAUAA
Penicillium alfredii is the source of this 1245-nucleotide messenger RNA. RefSeq names its product dihydrofolate synthase. NCBI's taxonomy places the organism in Eukaryota, Fungi, Ascomycota, Eurotiomycetes, Eurotiales, Aspergillaceae. Bases 1 to 1245 code for a protein of 414 amino acids. Gene Ontology annotation, cellular component: cytosol; cytoplasm; mitochondrion. Gene Ontology annotation, biological process: folic acid-containing compound biosynthetic process. The transcript has a single exon. The record is from RefSeq and is a predicted model, not a curated record. Gene Ontology annotation, molecular function: ATP binding; dihydrofolate synthase activity; tetrahydrofolylpolyglutamate synthase activity.